Molecule: messenger RNA, 1131 nt
Organism: Penicillium olsonii
Lineage: Eukaryota; Fungi; Ascomycota; Eurotiomycetes; Eurotiales; Aspergillaceae
Source: the annotation of a GenBank genome assembly
AUGGGAGAAAUCUCCAAGGGCAAUUUUGGCCCCGAGACAAUCAAAGCAACGGGGAUUGCUUUAAUCGUACUCACUACAAUAGUGUUAGCCGGCAGAUUUGCCGGCUCGGUUCGCAAGCUCAAGGAUCUGAAAGCUGAAGACUAUCUUUUGAUUGUUGGAUACUUGUUCUUCUUGGAGCUGACAAUUCUUUACAUCUAUAUCUCGCCCGUGAUUUUUCGAUUAGCCGCGGUCACGGCCGGGACAAUCGGGCCUUAUGCGACCAUCAUGGAAGAUUCACGUCGGUUGCAAAUUGUAUUCUUCGUGACGACUUCCUCCUUGUGGCUAUCGUUAUGGAUGAUUAAAUACUCACUUCUGGCAAUGUAUAAGCGAUUACUUGUCGGUAAACCCUAUAUCAUUGCCUGGUGGGUAAUAGUCGGGUUUUGCACUCUGGUCAUCAUCGGGUGUAUUCUCUCGUCUUGGUUGUCUUGUUCUAGUUUCCACGCCUGGUUUACAGCGGGUAAAUGCGAUACACCUCGUGAUCAUCGCGCCGCAGUCAUCAGCUUGUACUUUUCAUAUGCCGUGGAUAUCAUCACCGAUCUCGCAAUUAUGGCUCUUCCCAUUCGAUUAAUCUGGAAUCUACAGAUGAAGAAGAAGCAAAAGCUUGUCAUUGCCGGACUAUUUUGCUUCGGAUGGGUCUGUAUCAUCAUAUCCACCAUCCGCGUUGUUCAGCUAGGAGAUACCACGAAUGGUGUUCCUGCGCCAUCGUGGCUUGCUCUUUGGGCGAUGAUUGAAUCAUCCAUCGCUGUAAUAAUUGGCUGUUGUCCCGGCCUCUAUCGUGUUAUAAAAACUGCGGUCUCGCCUUCCAAGAGAUCUUACGAAUACGAGUCUUACAAUUUGCGCGGUCGGGCAGGAAGUGGAAUGCCAUCACACCGAUCAAGUGUGCUGAGGGAGCAAAACCUUACUUUGAACCGAUUCACAGGGAAAGUAGAAGCCUGUCAGUCUGCAAAUGCAUAUCGAUCGUCGACUCCAGCAAGCAGUCAAGAAAGACUAGCGGGUUCAAAAGAAGAGGGCAACAUCAUGGUCAAUUAUGGCGUAGCGGUUACAGUGGAGGAUCGAUGGAGUGAUUACGACCGCACGACUCGUUUUGUUUAG